AUGGCCGGAUCUCCGCCGUUGUGUUGGGUGGUUUUGGUGGUUUGUUUGUUGGGCUUUGCCGGAGCUGGUAAUUUAAACAAGGAGUUGGAGAUCACGUGGGGUGGUGGCCGGGCAAAGAUCGUGAAUGGCGGGAGGAUGCUGACGCUGUCGCUUGAUAAAGGCUCCGGCUCCGGCUUCCAGUCGAGGAAUCAGUACUUGUUUGGGAAAAUUGACAUGCAGAUUAAGCUGGUCGCCGGCAACUCGGCCGGCACCGUCACAACAUAUUACUUACGUUCAGAAAAGUCAAAGUGGGAUGAGAUAGAUUUUGAGUUCCUCGGGAACCUUAGCGGUGAGCCAUACAUUGUUCAUACAAAUAUAUACACUCAAGGGAAAGGUGACAGAGAACAACAAUUUUAUCUUUGGUUUGAUCCAACGGCUGAUUUUCACACUUAUUCCUUUCUAUGGAAUCCCCAAACUAUCAUAUUCUACGUGGAUGGGACUCCCAUAAGAGAGUUCAAGAACAUGGAAUCCCUAGGCAUUCCAUUCCCCAAAAGGCAGCCAAUGAGGCUACAAUCAAGCCUUUGGAACGCCGACCACUGGGCCACGAGAGGAGGUCGAGUCAAGACCGAUUGGUCUAAUGCUCCUUUCACCGCCGCCUACCGAAAUAUGAACGCCGACCGGACCUGCAUUUGGCCCUCCUCCUCUUGCAGCUCCUCAAAAGAUCAUUCUUGGCUGUCCCAACGGUUAGACUCGGCUGGCCACCGGAAGCUCAAGUGGGUGCGGAGAAACUACAUGGUUUAUGAUUACUGUGCUGAUUCCAAAAGGUUCCCUCACGGCCUCCCGCCCGAGUGUAAUGUUUAACAUUUUGUGAAAUAUGAUGUCUACGUUAUUUUAUGCAUAAAUAAAUGGGUCGUUACAACAGACCUCCA
Messenger RNA from Cucurbita pepo subsp. pepo (vegetable marrow), 908 nucleotides. NCBI's taxonomy places the organism in Eukaryota, Viridiplantae, Streptophyta, Magnoliopsida, Cucurbitales, Cucurbitaceae. The record is from RefSeq and is a predicted model, not a curated record.